AUGUCUCGAACCAGGUUCCAAAUAUUGCGAAAAUAUUUACAUUUUAAUGAUAAUUCUCAACUUAUCCCAAGAAAUCAAGAUGGAUAUGAUAAAUGUUUUAAAAUUAGGCCAUUUAUUAAAGAGAUUCAAAAUAAUAUGCAAAAAUUAGAGAUGGAGGAAAGAGUAUGUGUUGAUGAAUUAAUCAUCCCGUUCAAAGGGCGGAGUUCUUUAAAACAAUAUAUAAAAUCGAAGCCUCACAAAUGGGGUAUCAAAGCAUUAGCUGGAUCCUCCGGUAUUGUAUAUGAUUUUAAGAUUUAUGCAGGAAAGCAAACUAAUCCAACACCCUCAGAAUUAGGGAUAAGUGGUGAUAUAGUCCUCCAAUUGGCUAAAAAUAUCCCGAAAUUUCAAAAUCAUAAACUCUUUUGCGAUAAUUAUUUUUCUUCAAUAGCAUUGGCUAAACAAUUAAAAGAAAAAGGUAUAUUUAUGGUAGGGACUAUUAGAAGUAAUCGUUUGAAAGAUUGCAAGUUAAAAUGCGAUAAAGACUUUAAAAAAGAAGGUCGUGGGAGCUAUGUAUAUAAAGUUGAUAAAAAAGAAAAUAUAAUAAUUGUCAAAUGGUAUGACAAUAAAUUUGUGCACAUCAUCUCAACACUUGUCGGUGUUCAUCCGGUAGUAAAUGUAAAAAGAUGGUCAUUGAGUAACAAAGAAUAUAUUGAAGUUCCAAGACCAAAUGUAUUAAAAUAUAUAAUGAAGGUAUGGGAGGAGUCGAUUUACACAAUAUGCUUGUUGAAUGCUAUAGAGUAG
This is a messenger RNA of Gordionus sp. m RMFG-2023, 780 nucleotides long. RefSeq names its product piggyBac transposable element-derived protein 3-like. The record is from RefSeq and is a predicted model, not a curated record. The transcript has a single exon. NCBI's taxonomy places the organism in Eukaryota, Metazoa, Nematomorpha, Gordioida, Chordodea, Parachordodidae. The coding region runs from base 1 to 780 and encodes 259 amino acids.